ACAACCACAAACACCACAACCAUUGACUGGGUGCCUAUUGAAUCUCAAGGCAACAUUGCAACACCACCUGCUCCUAAAUCCGUCUACGCAGGAAAUGCCUCCAAGCUCGUCUCGGAGCUCCAACUGCCUGGUGCUCAACUUGGACCACCGGGAACUGUCCCAAUUCCGCAGGUUAGCACUAGCUACCUCGACAAUACUGCCUCUAAAGGACUGCCCGAACUUCGAUCGUCGAAGUCCAAGUCCAAAAGGCAGUACAGUGGCAAUCAUUGGUAUUCGACUUCUGACCAAAAUGUUGCCAAUAUUGGUGGAUCAGCUAUUUUCAGUCUAUUCAAGGCUUUCGUAAACAACAACGGAGACUUCUCGCUUCUUCAAACUGCUGUCACCAAGUCAGGCACAAAUGGAGGCCAGACGCUCGAGGCCGGAUGGAUCAAUUACCCCAAUCAAGUGUCCGAGCCCCACUUGUUCACCUACUAUACGACCGACGGAUACUCGUCCGAAGGCGACGACAUCGGAGGCUGGAAUCAAGAUUAUGCUGGCUGGGUUCAAUACGACAGUGAGAUCUUCCCUGGAACUGUUUUCACUCCCAAUAGUGUCGAUGGGGGUGACCAGUACGAAAUGGAAAUUCAAUACCUGCUCUACGAGGGCAACUGGUGGCUCUGGGUACUCGACCGAUGGAUUGGAUACUACCCCGCUACCCUGUUCAGCAACAACAUCUCGGGCGUCACUCUUGCAACCGGCUCGGAUGUCAUCUUCUACUACGGCGAGAUUUAUCAGAGCGAAGGUCCUCUCACCACUACUGACAUGGGUAGUGGAGAGUUUGCAGAGACGGGCUCUGGUCACUCAGCAUAUAUCCAUAAUAUGGUGUACACCGAUACCAGCGGAAAUUCUCAAGACUAUACUGCUGGCUUUGGAGACUCGGACUCGACCAGAUAUGACCACCAGAACGUGGUUUCCAGCGGCACGAGUUGGGGAAGUUACGUCUAUCUUGGUGGUCCUGGUGCGGGUGGGGUCGUGGGCGGAUAA
Molecule: messenger RNA, 1023 nt
Organism: Mollisia scopiformis
Lineage: Eukaryota; Fungi; Ascomycota; Leotiomycetes; Helotiales; Mollisiaceae
Product: DUF239-domain-containing protein
Exons: 1
Source: RefSeq, a predicted model, not a curated record